Molecule: messenger RNA, 3060 nt
Organism: Populus nigra (black poplar)
Lineage: Eukaryota; Viridiplantae; Streptophyta; Magnoliopsida; Malpighiales; Salicaceae
Product: AP2-like ethylene-responsive transcription factor ANT
Exons: 9
Coding region: 815-2806 (663 amino acids)
Biological process (GO): regulation of DNA-templated transcription
Molecular function (GO): DNA-binding transcription factor activity; DNA binding
Source: RefSeq, a predicted model, not a curated record
GAAGUGACUGCAGGGGGCAGAUGUCAUGCCCAUCAAAUCUAUCUAAGGCCCUUCGCACAGUAAAAUAAAGCUAAACCCAUUUGGUUACUGACCAGCCUCACCCUAUUGGCUACUACUACACACCCACUAGAUUUAACUGUCAUUGAGAGAGAGAGAUAAUAAAGUUUUAUGAUAGUAUCUUCUGGGUGUUUUUCUGGCUAAUGAGGAAAGUAUAUACUCAUUUUGUUAGCUGUUGAAACUUGAAAAAGGUUUCGGUGGUAUAUUGGAUCUGGCUUCUUUUAUUUCCUAGGGUUUAAGGGGGCGCUCUUCUGAAGGGGGAAAAAAAAAAGAGGCUAGUAAAAAGAGAGAGAGAGAGAGUGAGAGCUGGAAGGGAGUUGAGAGAGAUAAAAGCUAAAGACGUGGUCUUUCUCAUAUACACAGAUCCCUAUGGAAUGCAGGGGUGCUACCCAGCAUUGCUUGCUAAUAUUCAUUCCUUUUGUUUAGUUUAAAGAGACCAAUUUUGUUCUCAUUUAGAGAGAGAGAAAGAGAGGAGAAUUUUGUGCUAGUGGGUGAGUGCAUAGAGCGUAGAGUUUUGGGUCAGAAUUUUUUUUUUCUUGCAAUGAGUUCUGGCUGCUAAACAACAACAACAAAAAAAAAAAAAGGAAAAAAGAAAAAGAAAAAACCAAGCUUUCAUAUGGAAGUAGGCAAGAUUUUGGGUAUGAUUAGUUUAUUUCUAUGGCAAUGAUUGAGUUGCCUUGCAGCGAGGGAGAGAUACUUCUAAGGAACCUCCGGAAGUAGGAAAAGGAAGAGAGAGGUAGAGUGAGAGGAGGAGAAGAUGAAAUCUACGGGUGAUAACAACAAUGGAAGUAAUAAUAACUGGUUAGGCUUCUCUCUCUCACCCCACAUGAAAAUGGAGGUUGCUUCUGACCCCCAACAUCAUCAUCAGUACCAUCAUCAAAACCAUGCUCCUACUGCUGUUUCUGUUUCUGCUGCGGUUCCAACAAGUUUCUACCUAUCUACCACUCACUUCAACAGCCCUGGAAUCAGUUAUGGAGUUGGAGAAAAUGAUGGCUUUCACUCUCCUCUGUCUGUUAUGCCCCUCAAGUCUGAUGGGUCUCUUUGUAUCAUGGAAGCUCUCACUAGAUCACAACCUGAAGGAAUGGUGUCGAGUCCGUCACCGAAACUGGAGGACUUCCUAGGUGGUGCAACUAUAGAAAGCCAUCAGUACAGUAGCCAUGAAAGGGAAGCUAUGGCCUUAAGCCUAGACAGCUUGUACUACCAUCAAAACUCAGAGCCAUCAACUAAUAGACAACAUUCGCUGGACCUUCACGAACCAUUUAGGCAGCAAGACCAGCAGUUUUCAGUUCAGCCCCACCCAUACUAUUCUGGAAUAGCAUUCCAAGGUCUAUAUCAGGCCCCACUGGAGGGGGAAACCAAGGGUACUCAGCUUGCAGAUUGUAAUUCACAUAUUCCUCAAAUGGGAGACGAUGAAUUGCCUUGCUUAAAAAACUGGGUUGCUAGACACUAUUCCUCCCAAAGUGCACUGGAGCAGCAGAUUAAUAGUAGUAUGGUUAAUGAUGGCGGGUCUUCUUGUUCUGUUAGUGCUUUGGGCUGUGGGGAUUUACAGUCUCUCAGCUUGUCUAUGAGUCCUGGUUCGCAGUCAAGCUGCAUUACAGCUCCGAGGCAGAUCUCUCCUACUGGCGCUGAAUGUGCGGCCAUAGAAACGAAGAAGCGAGGUCCUGCAAAAGUGGGUCAAAAACAACCUGUUCAUAGGAAGUCUAUUGACACAUUUGGCCAAAGAACAUCACAGUAUAGAGGUGUUACGAGGCACAGAUGGACUGGUAGAUAUGAAGCCCAUCUCUGGGACAAUAGCUGUAAGAAGGAGGGCCAGACCAGGAAAGGAAGGCAAGUUUAUCUGGGGGGUUAUGAUAUGGAAGAGAAAGCUGCAAGGGCUUAUGAUCUUGCUGCCCUCAAGUACUGGGGACCUUCAACCCAUAUAAAUUUUCCGUUAGAAAAUUACCAGGAGGAACUUGAAGAAAUGAAGAAUAUGAGCCGCCAGGAAUAUGUUGCGCAUUUGCGAAGAAAAAGUAGCGGGUUUUCUAGGGGGGCCUCGAUCUACAGAGGAGUAACGAGACAUCACCAGCAUGGAAGAUGGCAAGCAAGGAUAGGCAGGGUUGCAGGAAACAAGGACCUUUAUCUUGGGACUUUCAGUACCCAAGAGGAAGCUGCUGAAGCUUAUGAUAUUGCUGCGAUCAAAUUUCGUGGGGUUAAUGCCGUGACUAACUUUAACAUAACAAGAUAUGAUGUUGAUAGGAUCAUGGCCAGCAACACUCUUCUAGCAGGAGAGCUAGCCAGGAGAAACCGAGAUACGGAAUCUAGCAUUGAGGCCAUUAAUUAUAACUCAUCAACACACGACAAUGGUGUUCCAUACCAGUCAUCGCAGGAACCGUCAAAUGCCUGCGGAGAAUCACUUGAUCAGAAGUCGAUGAGUUCUGGAAAUUAUCGAGGUUCUUCUUUCUCAGUGGCAUUGCAAAAUCUUAUUGGUAUCGAUCAUUCAGUGAACUCUAGCCAGCUAGUGGUAGAUGAAUCAGCCAAGCUAGGGACUCUUCUCUCUAACCCCUCAUCGUUGGUGACCAGUUUGAGCAGUUCUAGAGAACCUAGCCCCGAUAAGACUGCCACCACUAUGUUCUUCGCUAAACCUCCACUGGCAUCAAAGUUCGUUAGCCCUACAACUAGCGUCACUCCUUGGUUCCAAGCUGCCCAAUUGCGGCCAGCGGCAAUCCCCAUGUCUCACUUGCCAGUUUUUGCUGCAUGGAAUGAUACCUGAGGCCUUGUGUUUUUGGUUUACAUGUGAUGUUUUUGCAUGAACCAAGGAAAAGGAGAAAAUACUCUGUUGAAGGAGGAAAAAGGAAGGGUGAAGGCAGGAGUUUUCAUUAUGUUUUCUUUUUAAGGUGUUAGUAGAGGAAAUUGGGGAUUCAAUGAAGGACAAGGGUGGGGGCCAGUUAUCUGUCUGUAACCCAAGUGUAAGAAACUUUUGUCAAAUUGACCUUUUGGCUCAUAUUAGAAUGAAAAUUUUGCAAA